CCGCGCAGCACACAUGGCUACACAGCGAUAUGCAGACACAGCUCGCUCGCUUCGGACACACACAGGAAAUGCAGGGAGGGACCGCUACAGAGAGCUCGUCACUGUGUGUGUGUGCAUGUGUGAGACACACUCUUAUCCUGUGUGUGGCUACAGGAAAGCGGCGUUUGGCACCCUGAGAGCGCCUGUCACAAUAUCGCGUGUCACAUAAUGCCACACACCCCGACAGGAUCGGAGGAGCAGGAUGGAGAGGAGCAGGUUAAUAUGCGUGCUCCCUGUAGAGAGAAGAGUGAAAUAGAAGAGAGGGGAAGACAAGAUGUGUUGAGAUUUAUUGAAGGGGAGAAAGUGGAGGUUCCUGGAGUGUGGGGAGAGAAAGGGAUGCAGGAAGUGGCAGAAAGAGGAAGAGAGAAAAUGGGGGAUCAGAAUGAAGAGAUACCGGAGGAACAACAGCUGGAAAGGGGAGAGACUCAGGGAUUGGAGGAGGAGAGAGAGCGUUUGCGCAGGGAGAUCUGCAGGGAGCUGAAGAUCAAGGAAGGAGCAGAGAGGCUUCUCCGAGCAACCACUGAGCGCAAGAACCUGGGGCACGUGGAGACCAUGCUCAGAACGUGCGAGAGAAGACUUGAGAACCUGAAACAAGAAUUGGAAGAUCUUGAUGCUUCUCCAACUUCGCCUGAUCCCAAAGGAGCCGACACGUUGUCCUCGGGUCUCCUGAGCCAAGCACAGCAUUCCAGAGUGUCAGGAUUACAACGCCAGCUGAACAUUGAGAUGAGAGUACGUCAGGGAGCAGAGAACAUGCUUCAGAUGUACAGCCAAGGCGGAGUGAAGGACAAAAAGUUGGUCUCAGCAGCUCAGCAGAUGAUAUCAGAUAGUGACACAAAAAUCCGUAACCUCCGAACACAGAUCCGCAGAGCCACACAAGAGACUUCAGGAACAGGGGCAGUGGCCCUGGAAUUAUCACACACUGAAUUACGCAUUGAGGAGCUGAGGCACCACUUUCGGGUGGAACGCGCAGUAUCUGAAGGAGCUGAAAAUGCAGUGAGGCUCAUUGGAACCUCUAAGACCCAGGACAAGAGCGCAGUCAACGAGGUUCAGGCUAGUCUGGUGGAGUCUCGGCAGAGGCUGGAUCUCUUGACACUCUCUCUUCAAAGAUGCCUGGAGGAUUUACCGCACGAUCACCCUAAAAGGUGCCUCUUAAGAGAGGAAUUGGCUCUAUGUGACUCUUCCACAAGACUUGGCGUUCUCUCUCCACCAUCACCGUACAGCACUGUCUCCAAACCUGCUCCACUUACAGGUGUCCUAGAGGUUCGACUUCUGGGAUGUUCUAAUAUCUUGGAUUCUGUCCCUGGUCGCACAUCAAGCUCUCCUGUCUGGUUACCGGGCUCCAGCCCAUUGGAGGGAAGGGGUAUUCGAGCGCGAACUUCCCGGAGCAUGUACUCACGUACUGGCAGCCUGAGCCGCGGUGACGAACUGUCAAAUGAGGUGAGUGUCGUCCUGCGGUUGGAUAACGCCGUUGUAGGACAGGCUGCCUGGAGGACGGAAGGACGAGACGCAUGGGACCAUGUAUUUAAACUGGAUCUGCAGCGGGCUCGAGAACUGCAGGUCUCUGUAUAUCGAAAAGAUUUCCGCUCGCUCUGCGCUAUUAAAUAUGUGAAGCUGGAAGAUUUCCUGGAUGAUCAAAAGCAUGAAAUUAGCCUGGAAUUAGAACCACAAGGAACACUGUACUGCGAGGUGGCGUUCUAUAACCCGGUGAUAGAGAGGUUUUCCAAACUCCGUAGACAAAAGAAAAUAUUCUCAAAGGAACAAGGCAGAGCCUUCCUACGGGCCAGACAGAUGAACAUAGACCCAUCCACUUGGCUCCGACUCCUGCGCAGGACGUUUCCUGCAAAUAGUGGAACAUACAGUCCUAUGGACAGUGGCACAGAGCUGCAAUUGAAAUCGCUUACUUUGGAGGCCACCCAGGACACGAAAGAAAAGCAGGUCGAGGCCACUGCGGUCAGACAAUCUCCAGAAAUCAGGAAGGACAGAGAGAGCCAGAGGAGAGUUCAAAAUGUCUCGCAGUUGUCUUUAGGGGACUUCAGGCUGCUGGCUGUGUUGGGUAGAGGUCAUUUUGGAAAGGUUCUGCUUUCCGAGUAUAAAGAAACUGAGGAAUUAUUUGCAAUUAAAGCCCUAAAGAAAGGUGACAUCAUAGCCAGAGAUGAGGUUGAGAGCCUCCUUUGUGAGAAGCGGGUGUUCGUGGCGGUAAGCGGGGCUUUCCACCCAUUCCUCCUCAGCCUCCUUGGCUGUUUCCAGACUCCAGAGCACGUCUGCUUCGUCAUGGAGUAUAUGGCGGGAGGAGAUCUCAUGACUCACAUACACACCGAGGUGUUCAGCCAGGCACGUGCAACGUUCUAUGCUGCCUGUGUAUUGCUGGGUUUGCAAUUCCUUCACAGUAAAGACAUCGUGUACAGGGAUCUGAAAUUGGAUAAUUUAUUACUGGACUCAGAAGGCUAUGUAAAGCUUGCGGAUUACGGACUUUGCAAAGAGGGUAUGGGGCCGUAUGAUCGAACGUCCACAUUUUGUGGCACCCCAGAGUUUUUGGCUCCUGAAGUACUAACAGACGCCUCGUACACUCGGGCUGUCGACUGGUGGGGAUUUGGAGUCCUGAUCUAUGAGAUGAUGGUUGGAGAGUCUCCGUUCCCGGGUGAUGAAGAAGAGGAAGUAUUUGACAGCAUUGUUAAUGACGAAGUUCGUUACCCUCGAUUCCUCUCUGCUGAAGCCAUUGCGAUAAUGAGAAGGCUCCUGCGCAGGAAUCCAGAGAGACGUCUGGGAUCGGGGGAACGAGACGCUGAAGAUGUGAAAAAGCAACCCUUUUUCAAGGAACUUGAUUUUGAAGCCUUACUUUCCCGACGCCUGCCUCCCCCUUUCAAGCCCAUGGUGAAGGGGCCACAUGAUAUUAGUAACUUUGACCCUGAGUUCACAUCAGAGGGCCCAGAGUUGACUCCGCCAAGGGAACCUCGGCCUUUGGGUAGCCAAGAGCAGAGCUUGUUCCAAGGGUUUGACUACGUGAGAGAAGGAGCCUGAGGGACAAGUUCACUUGUGGGCAGAGAUUAGUCUAGUUGCCUCUCUCCUUUUUUUCUGCCUCACUAACUCUGAAUCUCCUUUAUUCCAUUUCUUAACACUUUCAUUUCUACGUUCAUUCUCUCUUGAAGCUCGACCAGAGAGAUGCCACUGAUAAGACCAUUCUAUGGAGAAGGCACAUAACAUAUACAUAAGUCUCUAAUAUGAGAGGCAUUUUGGCCACCGUUGUCUUUCCCUUCAUUAUCUGCUCAUUUGCUGCCUCUGGUUCUACCUCAGAACACAAUAUGUAAAUAAAACUCUUUAUAUAAAA
Molecule: messenger RNA, 3364 nt
Organism: Spea bombifrons (plains spadefoot toad)
Lineage: Eukaryota; Metazoa; Chordata; Amphibia; Anura; Pelobatidae
Product: serine/threonine-protein kinase N1-like
Exons: 22
Coding region: 208-3057 (949 amino acids)
Biological process (GO): signal transduction; protein phosphorylation
Molecular function (GO): ATP binding; protein serine/threonine kinase activity
Source: RefSeq, a predicted model, not a curated record